AUGGCCGCCUUGGACGACGUCACCUCCGCAGCGCCGGCCUCCGCCACGUCGUCGCCGCAGAGGCCGGCGCGGAAGCACGUCACGGUGAUCUCGGCGGGGUCCAUCCUGGGGCGCAGCGAAGAUCCGGAGGGGGAACAUGUGAGCACUGCCGGGGUUUCUGUUGACUUCACAACGAGCGCUGGACAAGUGGAUUGGGUUACCAGUCAGGAGUUUCUGCGAGCCAGCUUCGCGUCAAGUGUCCUGCAGUGCUUUGGUAGAUCUCUAUGGCAGGCUGAUUCGUUCAAGUACAGUUUCAAGAGCUCCAGCAUCGACCAAUACUGGUCGCAUAGCUGGGCCGAAAGAUCAUGGAAGAAGCUUCUGCUGCUCUUGUGGCUGAACAAUGGCACAAUGGCGGUGAUUUUCAGUACAUUUACGGCGUUGGGCGUCAUCCCGCUCUACACCUUGGGUUUUCUGCCCAGCCUCUCCGGUCUCGCAGCCAGCGCAGCCAGUGCCGAAGUGUCCAUCUGGUGCGUCGCUGCGGGGCUGCUGGGUUUGCUCCUGGGGAUGCUACUGUGGCGCCCGGGGAAGAUGGUCUUCAUAGACAAGGUCUGUUUGAAUGAAGUACCUGAAGUACCUGAAGUACCUGAAGGAGAUGGUCAGCUGAAGCAGGAAGGGAUGCGGAAUAUCGGCGCAUGUCUGAAGCACUCCAAGUCCAUGUUGGUGCUGUGGGACCCGAGCCAUGCGCAGCAGCUCCAAGCCAUCUUCGAGCUCGCCACCUUUCUGAAAUGCCAUGAAGGAGAGAAGGUGCAUCUGGACAUUCGGCCCACCAUGCUGGCACCCUUCCUCUUAGUCAACCUGGCAGGCAAUGUCUUCAUUGCGGUGGCUCAGAUCUUAGUGCCAUUUGAUCACAAUUGGAGCAUCUUUCUGGUGGCCGCCUGCUUUGCGCCCUACUUCCUGGCAUGUGGCUGCCUUCUGCGCUCUUAUUUUGCCUCAAUUCAGGGCCUCAAGGAUCAGUUGGGUUUCUUCAGUAUUGACGACACGGUGUGCCUGCAAUGUGACAGGAAGAUCCUUUUGGAAUGCAUUCACGUGUGGUUUGGUUCCAUCGAGGACUUCGAACGCUAUGUCUGUAUCAAAGUGGCACGAGUUUUUUCACAAAGACUCGGAAAUUUCCUGUGCCAAUACUGGAUGGUCAUCAUUCUCUCCGCUCCGAUCUUCUGGGCGCAUUUGGACAUGAUCGCGAAAGCAGUGGUCAGCGAGGACUAUGGGACAGCCAGCUUACUAGCGGUCACGGCGUUUACCUGGUGGCUGGGGAUUCUCCCUGCGGCCUACGUGCUUUUCAUUGCUUUGAUGGCUAAGAGCCAAAGGAGGCAAUUGAGAAGAACUAGCAAUGCCUUGAAGCUUUGCUGGCGUGCGGUACCACCUUGUGCCCUCGUUCUGUUUUCCAAGUUUUCAACCGAAGUGGUUAUCGAGAACAAUCUCCGGGAGGCCUUUCUGGGCAUUUGCAUUUUCGCUGGCACUAUGAUCAUCCCCUGCUAUUUGGUUUGGCGUGCCUCUACCAAGUUUGCUUGGACUCUGGUGCUCAUUCCAGGUCAUAUGGGCAUCACCUUGUGGAUGACUGGUCUGUCGGGCAGCGGCAAGAGCACCAUAAGCGUGGCCUUAGAACGCGCCUUGGCAGAGAAUCAGGCGAAGAGUUACUUUGUGUACAGGCUGGAUGGCGAUAACCUGCGUUUCGGCCUGAACAGGGAUUUGGGCUUCAGCCCGCAGGACCGGAAGGAAAAUGUCCGACGAGUGUCGGAGGUGUCCAAGCUCUUUGCAGAGGCUGGCGCCAUCGUGGUGGCAGGCCUCAUCUCGCCCUAUGCGGCAGACCGAGACUAUGCGCGGGAGGUGCACAAAAACGCUUCGUUGCCCUUCAUGGAAGUCUUCGUAGACGCUCCCCUCGCAGCUGUGGAGAGCCGCGAUCCUAAAGGGCUUUACAAGAAAGCACGCGAGGGCAAGAUCAAGGGCUUCACAGGUAUCGACGCACCCUAUGAGAAGCCCGGGACCCCUGGAAACCCAGUCUUUGUGGACGACGUGGCACUUUUGGGCUCGCAGAUGGCCGCCGUUUUUGAUAGCUCUCCUCCCGGCCUGGCCGCUGGCGGCACACACGAGGACACCGCAGCGAUCAAGGCCAACAUCAUCCAGGAGAGCGAGCGAGUUAGUUGGUUGUACAGUGCAUUCGAAAUCCGGUGGCAACCUGCGCCCAGGAAGUUUUUGCACAAUGCAAUGCAUGAGAUGGAUCAACGUUUGGACAUGUUGAAUCAACGCCUCGAAGAAGUGCAGAUGCCGCAAUCCGAGAUGUUGGAGGACACUCAUGUGAUCCAAUCCUUGGCCAAAGUGGAACAGCAAUGGGGUAAGGAGCUGGGGAAGCUGAAAACGGAGUUGCAUCAGAUGAUCUUCGCGCACAAUCACAAUGCUGAUUUGAUGAAGCAUCAGAAGGACACCUUGGAUAAGAUUCGGCACGACAGCCUGUCUCGAAGUCCUGGAUCUGGCGCCACGCAGAUCUCGAAUGCCCGCAGCAUGUUGGCCAGUGCCGACGCCCGUAUCAAAGCCAUCCAGGCGAACUUCCAGAAAAUGGACCCCUUGGUUCCCAGAGUGACAGCUCUUGAGCUUCGACUCCAUCAUUGGCACGCGGCCGGCGGCUUAUCAGGGCCGCCUGCGAUGGGAGCCCCGCCGCUGGGUGCCUAUGGAUUUGAGCCCAGGCCUGUACCCAACCCGCCGGACUACGAGGCGACCGUGGAAAGUCCUGAUGAUGAGGAAAAUGAGGAGGAAGACGAGGAAGAAGACGAUAAUCUUGGAGCGCUACGUGGCAUCCUGGGCAAAGCUAUCGAUGCGAGUUCAGCUGGCUGA
Cladocopium goreaui is the source of this 2865-nucleotide messenger RNA. The record is from the annotation of a GenBank genome assembly. Lineage: Eukaryota; Dinophyceae; Suessiales; Symbiodiniaceae.